This is a messenger RNA of Papilio machaon (common yellow swallowtail), 2439 nucleotides long. It is a transcript of the gene ZnT77C, whose product is annotated as zinc transporter 1. Gene Ontology annotation, biological process: zinc ion transmembrane transport; intracellular zinc ion homeostasis; detoxification of zinc ion. The record is from RefSeq and is a predicted model, not a curated record. NCBI's taxonomy places the organism in Eukaryota, Metazoa, Arthropoda, Insecta, Lepidoptera, Papilionidae. Bases 266 to 1345 code for a protein of 359 amino acids. The transcript is spliced from 8 exons. Gene Ontology annotation, cellular component: membrane. Gene Ontology annotation, molecular function: zinc ion transmembrane transporter activity.
GCUUUUAUUGGCGGAUCGCGAGUUAACACAACGUUAUCGGGCUAGAAAACUUGGUCGAUAAGAACGCGCGCGCUCACACAAGCGUCAGUCGACAAUCAGUGCGGCUUGUGGCUUGCGGCGCGGGCGCAGCACUUCUGUACCGCACGUUAACAAAAAUAUAAACAAUAUUACACAACUGCUAUGUGCCUGGUGUUUACUAAACAGUGUUGUGACAAGGAUUGCUUUUAUUUUAAGCCGUGAAACGGUAGCUAAUUAUUAAUUCGCAAUGGCGAUGAAAGAGUGGCUGCAGUGGCUGCCGCCACCGCGGUCGCUGCUGGCGCUGCUGCUGGCGGUGACUGGUUUCAGCAGUAGGCUGUUCGCCUCCUACGUCACACACUCUCCCACCCUGCUCGUCGACACCUGCCACUCGCUCUGCAGGCUCUUUGGACUCAUCACUACACUGCUCGCAUACAAGUACGAGCGAGCUGAUGAAGGUGCGGGGCGCGAAGGUCGGCUACGGAAUACAUUUGGUUGGGCGCGUAUUGAAGUGGUCGGCCGACUAUCAGUACACGUGCUGUUUGCUUCUUUCGCGUUCUCCCUGGUGGUGAACGCGCUGCAACUCGGCGUCCACUCAUCCCACAUACAACCACCACGCUAUCCUAAAGUCAUCAUCGGCACUGCUGUCCUUGGCCUCUUACUGUAUACUAUUAACUACAUGCUGCUGGCUGGACGAGAGCUGAGCUACAGUCGCCGGUUGAGCAUGACGGAGGGCGGCGGAGUGGUGCUCAAGACGGGAUCGGCAGAACCAGUGCUGGCACACGCACCUAUCGACAUCGUCAGUAGCCUGUUUGCGAUCGGCGCCGGGCUGACCACUGAGUGGGAACCCGAGAUGGCCAGUAUAGCAGACCCCGCGCUAUCGGCGUGUGCCGCUAUAGUUCUCGUCAUAUUCAACUAUCCAUUCAUGCGUUCCGCGGGCCUGGUGCUGCUGCAGACGGUGCCGGAGGGCGUGGGGGCGUGCGAGCUGCGCGCGGCAGCGCUGCGCGUACCCGGCGUGCUGGCCAUACACGAGUUGCACGUGUGGCAGCUGCACCGCGACAAGAUCGUCGCCACCGCACACAUCUCCUACAGCUCUCAUGAAGACUAUUUGCGAAAUUCUGAACUAGUUUGCGACGUGUUCAAACGACAUGGAAUCGGCCUAGUAACUCUACAGCCAGAAUUUACUCUGACUUCAAUUAGUGGUACCGAAGAAGAGCAAAAAGCGUUAGUGGACUUUGCAAAUACUGCUUGUUCCUGUCCUUGUGCAAAAGAAUGCACUGCGCCACGAUGUUGUGCAUCACCUCUCAAGCCUGUCAUUACACGCAUUUAAUGGUACAAAAUAAAGUAAUUUGUUUUUACAUUUAAGACACGCAAGUGAGUUAUGUGUUAAAAGUGCCAAGCUCAAUGGGUACUAAAAUGCUGCAUUUUUUUAACUAAUGUUAAGAUUAAAAUAAUUUUAGAUUAGUUUUAGUCUAACCAAAGAAGUUUUACACAUUACGAGUGUAUUCUAUUUGCGAGCUAAUAUUAUAACCACGGUCUAUGAGUCAGUGAAAGUGAAUAAAAAAUCAAGAGUACCGUGGCAUUGCCGCGCUGUCACUAAACGUCAACAAGAUUCUAGUCUUAGACAGGGGUCGGCAACCUUUCUCGAGUUAGCAACCGUUUUCUCGAUGUUAUGUGUUGACGAUUUGUUAAAAACAAAUGGUCUAUAUAUCUAUUUAGAAACGUGAGAAAUAUGUACUAGAAUAUAUUUUUUGAAUACAUAAUAUGUGUGAGAGGAAACAUUUUAUUGUGGCCAACAUUGCAGUUUAUUGUACUAAAUGUGUACUAAACUAACUUCAAACUAUAAAUGAGAUGCUACAAAGACGCAGAUUGCCGAUUACUGGUCUAAGACCAUUUACUGUGAAUAGCAAGAAACUUGAGCGGGUGUUACAGUGUAAAAUUAGUUGAUAAUAGUAUUGAUUGAAAUUGGAACCAUUUUGGCUUUGGAGAUUUUGAUAUAUAGGUAUGAAAAAUGUAUAAAAAAUAAGUAUCCAAAUUAUAUAUUAUGUAUGUGAGUAAUAACCGAGCUAAAGACUUCACUUUGUCUUGAUUAAGACUACUUUGAGACAGUUUAAAUGUAGGAAUUGGGAAAUUAGACCACAAUGUAGAAGUAAACAAUUUUAUUUACAUACUUUAAACUAGUGCUUCAAAGAUUGAGUAACCACUAUAUGAGAUUAAACGAGUCUACUCUACUUGUUCCUAAUAAAAGAGCUUAAUUUACCCAUCACAGUUACAGCUUCAUUUGAGUGCCAAUUAUAAUCAGGCUUUAUUAAACUAGUAUUUAUACAAUGGAAAAAUGUUUUUUAUAAUCACAAGCUUUUAUACAACUCUUUUAGUUACAUUUUUCCAGUUAUAAUCCAGCGCAGGAUUCAAUGGCUGAAAUGG